UCCUCCAGUAUCCCGGAGGGCAGUGCGGCGCCGUCACCCACCGUGCCUGUGUGAUGGUGUAAACAGCCUCACAGCGGCGCAGGCAGGGGCCGGCCUCAGGCUCAGGCCUCAGCCUCAGGCCUGUCACAGGGGCGUGUGGACACUGAGUCAGGCAGUCACGUAGUUCACCAGCCGGGACGAGGCUGCAGUUGGCCGGAGCGGCGGCAACUCUCUCUGGAGCGUGUGAUGCGUGAAGUUGGCGGCCGAGCAGGUGCCGGAGUGAGCGGCCCCGGAGGCUGCAGAAUUAUAUCGUGGAUUGUGAAUUUUGCAAACUGAAUACAAGAUAAUGGCGUCUGCUGCGGAGGAUUUGACGAUGGAUAGCCAAUUUUCACCGAAAGCAGGAACGAGCAAAAUUCCACAGGGUGUGCAGGCAGACGCAUCACCGGAUGCAAAAUGUCCCAUCUGUCUGGACAGAUUUGAGAACAUGUCCUAUAUUGAUCGCUGCUUUCACAAAUUCUGCUUCCGCUGUAUUCAGGAAUGGUCCCGCAACAAAGCGGAAUGCCCCCUGUGCAAGCAGCCCUUCAGUUCCAUCUUCCACAGCGUCCGAACAGAAAGUGAUUUUCAGGAAUAUGUACUUAAGGCAACAGAGAAUGGUUCCUUUGGCAGUCCUGAUGGGCAGAGGUUUAGAUACAGGACAACACUGACCCGGGAUCGGAGGAUGACGUUUCAGUCUCGCAGGUCUCUGGUGACCUCAUCGCUCCCUGAUAACGGGGUCGUGUUUGAGGGACUUGGACGUCAAUCUCGAUCGCUCCAGGGACGCAGCUUACGGCGCAUGAUAGCGAGACUGGGAGCAAGGAGGAGAGCACAGUCCGAGGGCAGGUCAGUGAGGAUCUUCCAAGAGCAGGAGAUGGUCAACUUCAGACGGGAGCUGUACCGCUCGGGAGUGCGCGUCAGAAACGUGCAGGACGGUGGUCGCUACCGGGACAUCUCGGCGGAGUUUUUCCGCCGGAAUGCGGCCUGUCUUCACAGGCUGGUGCCCUGGCUAAAGCGCGAACUCUGCGUCUUGUUCGGCUCCCAUGGUUCCGUGGUCAACAUAGUGCAGCACAUCAUCAUGUCUAACAUAACCAGGUACGACCUGGAAAGCGAAGCUUUUCAAGAGGACCUGAGGCCCUUUUUGCUCAGCCGCACUGACCAUUUCUUGCACGAGUUCAUAAGCUUUGCCCGCGCCCCGUUUAACAUGGAAGCAUACGACCAGAGAGCUAAUUAUGACUGUCCAGCUCCCUCCUACGAGGAAGAAAGCGACUCCGAUUUAUCUGUCAUAACUAUAUCGCCCGAGAUGGAGAACAUUCAGGAAGAAGAUCGACCAGUCCCUAAUCCUUCAGAGAUGGCUCUAAGCCUAAGUCAGACGGCCUGGGAUGACGAAACUCCUGGCCCCUCCUAUUCAAUUGCAGAAACAGUGGAGCAGGGGGAUUCCUCUCCCGCCGAGACGACUGUAUCUAUAGAAACUCCCCCACAGGCUGGCCCAUCCUCACAGAGCAUAUUGAUAAAGACUGACCCGGGCUCGAAUGAAGAAAGCGCUAACCGUUCGGGUGACGACUGCUUGAUAAUGGGUUAUGUGAAGCCUCUUGCUGAAAGGACACCCGAGUUGAUUGAGCUAAGCUCAGAUACUGAGGCUUCAGUUCCUGACACUGACAACAAGGUAGUCAAGCAUCCUGUGCAUUUACGGUUCCAUAGCAGCCAGAGUAGCAGCAGCAACAGCAGCAACAAGAUCAGCGGAUUUUCCUCUUCCUCCACUCCCUCCUCUCCCUCCGCUAGAUCUUCUGAGUCCAAAGAACAAUGGAAAAGGAAAAAAAACAAGAGGAGAAAGCACGGUCGAUCAAAAAGGGAGGAGCACCGAGGUCACAAGAAAAGCUGUCACUCUGGGGACAGUACUUCCUCCUCAUGCAGGGACAGGACAAGGAUUUCGAGCCGGAGUAAAAGCACUUCCAAAGGUAGAUCCGUGUUACGUUCGCAUAGCAGAGACGGGCACGAUUCCCAGAGGCACCAGCAGGCGAGGAGCAGAGAUAGAGGUGCACUGACCCACCCUGAAUCCAGCCGAGAUGGACACAGGGACAAGGGUUGGAAAAGAAGGAGCAACCGAGAUCGGUCUUCCUCACGGGACCACGCAGGAUCGGGGAGUAGUGAUAGUCGGACGCACUGGAACUGGGAGCAGCGGAGGAGAAGGUGGAAGGAGCGAGACAGGAAGUCCUCUGGGAGAAGUCUGAAACAGCCACGGCACAGCGACAGCCUGGUCUACAGGCCCAGGGAUAGAUCGCGGUCUCGGAACAGGGGCUAUGCUAUUGCAAGGGAAGAAAGGAGGUCCAGGAGUAGAGAGAGGAUGUACAGUUACAUGCGAGAGUACCAGGAGAGGAGCCGAGGUUAUUCCUACCAGUGGGAAAAGUACAGCUACCACAGCAGAACCAAUGAUGGUCACGACUCUGUAACCAGGACCAGAGCUCACUAUAGGAGAGGCUCUCCCAGUUCAGAUUAUAGGAUUCAAUCCAGCUCUGAGAGCACAAGCUUUAGAAGCCCAAGUAGCCACAGGGAAGAUGUUUUCUACCAUUACGGGAGUUAUAGGUCAAGAAGCCCAUCGUCUAGGUUUAGAGUCACUGGUAGAACUGAGAAAAUGAGGCAAGAAAAACCUGGGGGGAAGAGAAAAUAUAAAACCCAUUAUUUAGAGAGUUCCUCUAAUAAACGCAGUACUAACACAGCUUUGCAGGUUACUAAUGUAUCCGAGGGACAUGCGAUACCCAGAAAUGAGAGCGCUUCUCCUGGGCGUCUCUCACAAUGCAGCAGCAGUCGUAAAAGUAGUCAUCGUGAGCCACAUGCUGUGCCAGGCCACCAGGCCCCAUUGAACAGGCUCAGAGAGAAGGACAAGAGGAGCUCGAGUGUGGAAAUAGUGUACGAGGGAAAGGUCACGGAAGCCAGCAAACGGCACAAAAAGAGGAAGAAGCACAAAAAGAAACUGAAGAAGGACCAGAGCAGUGAGGAGUGCGCAGAACGGGCCCCCCGCUCCCCUAUCAUCAUAACCAUCGACAGCCACAGCGACAGCGACGCGGUGGUAGUAUCUAGUGCGCAAUACGACACCAGCGAUUUGGGGCCAGCCGACACUACCCUCAGGCCGACUCAGUGUGAAACGUGUGAGGACAAAAGCACAGCAGAGCCAGAAGAGGACAAGGAUUCCCUGAACACAGCUGUCCCAGCCUCCAGUCAGAUAAGCAGUGAGUCUUUGGACAUCUGCAGUUUGUCCACAGACUCUGACUUUGGUCCUGAAAAUCCAAGUGCGCAGGUUUGCAGCGACCAAGAGGAUGUGGAGCCAGCUUCAGAUACUGAUACCCAUCGGAGUAUGGGAGUGCAGGAGCAAGAGCACGAGUCCCAUUCAAAUAGAACACCUCUUCCCAAAUCAUCUCCAGACAGACCACCUUUGAUACUAAAAAUCCCAAAGAGGUUCCUAAACAGGACCAACUUGUUUCACCAAUCUGCUGGAAACGCAUGAGAACUGUUCAGUACAGAGGUGAAUUUUUUGGGUUGAAAUGGGAAAGCGACUCCUUUUCCAGGGGAGAUUUAUUAAGUUCAUACAAUAGCACUGAGAAAGGAUUUACAAAGGUGCUGUCAGUCACCAAGCUAGUAUCAAAUGUAGAGAAUUGUGUUUUUUUUUAAAUAAAUACAAAAAUGCUUGUGAAUGGUUGCUACCACUGUACAGAUCAUUCAGCUGUUCAGGUGCCUGUGUGACAAGAUGUUACUGUAUGUUUUUAAAAAUAUGUAUAUUGGAAAGUUUCUAAACUUGAUUGUGUUAGGGACAGCUCUGAAAAUGUUAACAUGUUUUUUUCAGCUGUUUUUGUUAUCAUUUAUUUUAACAUAGCCAAAGUACAUCAUACAACCUUUGUUUUGCACUAGGCUAUCUGUAAUCAUGUCCAAACUGAUGGACAUCACCACCAUGAACCAAUACAAUGGUACCUAGGGUUGUGUAAAGAAUUGAGGUUCAGAAAUAAUCGCCAACUGUAUGGAAUAUUUCCUCUAUUUGUGAAGCUUUACAGAAAAAGUUAACCAUAGCUUGGUGGAUUGCCCUGAGGCAAUGACAGCAGAUUGUACAUUUACUCUCUGAGCUGGUAGGCACAAGAAACAAAAAUUAGAAUAAAGGCAAUUUGAACUUGUUGAGGUCUUGAUAGAAGUCCUUGCUGAGGAACAACUAUAACAAUCAACAGGUCUUGGCACCUCUUGCACCUCUGAAGAAUGUCUGGCCCAAAGUUUUUGAGUAAUUUUUAUAAAGUAAUUUUGAUGAUUUUUAAUUUUGUGCUUCUAAUCGUGAGGGAAGUUAUUGCUGGGAAAUGGAACCCUGUCGGAUUUUGGACACCCUGUUUCAGUCUCAAGUCCUCCCAGAUCAGAUGUAGCAAAGCCAACUGCAGAGUAAAAUUCCCUUUAUUAAGACUUCAGCAAUUGCCUUACUCAACCUCAGAAGAGCACCCCUAUAUGUACCAUAUUGACAUUUCUGUCCCCCAGGCUACUCUUGAUAAGGAGUGAGUUCAGACCGCCCACAGAUCCUUACAGCAACCAAACCAAUGAGAAUUUUCCAAUCUGUCUGGGUUAAACCGAAGAGUAGGUGCUUCUGAUUGGUGAAAAUUGGAAAAAUUCGGAAUAAAAUCUCUCAACUAAAAUCACGAUUGGAAGACAGCUGGAGAUUUCAACGUGCUGUGGAUUUGUGGUUAUGAACAAACACAUUUUGUUGUCUCGAGUCCUGGUAAUAGUGACAGGCUAUAUUUAGUGCCACCUUCAUAUUGGGGAUAAACAGUUAUGUUUCUCAUUUUGUAAAUAUUUGGAAGAAUGAGGUGAAAUGUACCAAAAUACCUACCCUUGCCAUUUACCAUUACAGCUGUUUCUUAAAUGAAUCAAGUCAAUUGCAGCUGCUGAUUUCCAGUCAUUGAUAAUGUUUACUAUCAUUUGUGUAACAGGACGGAAUAAGUCCAUUUACAUUUGGUGCAAUCUACACACGGUGGCCAGAGGAAGUGCCUAGCCUUUCUCUUUGAUUUUAUUUCUUUUUCUUUAUUUUCACUCUUUGUCCUACUUCCACUGUUCUUGGCAGGUCUUGAUUAAAAUCCUAUUUAUGAUUUUUGUUUAAAAAAA
Molecule: messenger RNA, 5139 nt
Organism: Callorhinchus milii (elephant shark)
Lineage: Eukaryota; Metazoa; Chordata; Chondrichthyes; Chimaeriformes; Callorhinchidae
Gene: toporsa
Product: topoisomerase I binding, arginine/serine-rich a
Exons: 3
Coding region: 326-3514 (1062 amino acids)
Biological process (GO): protein polyubiquitination; protein monoubiquitination
Molecular function (GO): ubiquitin protein ligase activity
Source: RefSeq, a predicted model, not a curated record